This is a messenger RNA of Mustela erminea (ermine), 2499 nucleotides long. RefSeq names its product reticulon 4 interacting protein 1 (gene RTN4IP1). The coding region runs from base 440 to 1585 and encodes 381 amino acids. The record is from RefSeq and is a predicted model, not a curated record. The transcript has 9 exons. Gene Ontology annotation, molecular function: oxidoreductase activity; zinc ion binding. Gene Ontology annotation, cellular component: mitochondrion. NCBI's taxonomy places the organism in Eukaryota, Metazoa, Chordata, Mammalia, Carnivora, Mustelidae.
CAAAGCAGCUCUUGGAGCGAAGGAGAGAGGGUCGUAAGGAGACUCCGGUUAGGGUCUCGGAGGGAGUCGAGGAGGUUCUGAUUUUCUGUGGCGUCUGGUUCGCGAGCGGAGUUCGCUUAUUCUGCCGGGGGCUUCCGGGACAGGGCUGGAUUCUAGGGGUUUUGUUUUUGCUUUUCAAAGGGGAGAGGGUGUAAGGAAAGAGGAGAAUGGACAGAAUAUUGACCGGAACGUUAAUUGGGGCUUUUCGGAUGGGAAGAGCAGAAUAAUUCUAUAUUCUUCUUCCUUCAUUUGCUUCAUUAGUUAGGCUGACUUCAUUUUUGAAUUCUCAACUUUGAAAUCGGCCAGUGUGUUUGGCAGAAUUUGACCUAAUUCAGGGGUUAGAGUUCUAUCCCACUUAAAUGCAUUUUAAUUAGGGCACGCAAUUCAACGGGUGUUUGCAAUGGAAUUUCUGAAAACCUGUGUGCUUAGAAGAAAUGCAUGUAACGCGGUUUGCUUCUGGAGAAGCCGCGCGGUGCAAAAGCUUUCAGUUAGAAAGAUUAGUACUACCUCUCCAAGGAGCACUGUCAUGCCCGCCUGGGUGAUAGAUAAAUACGGGAAGAAUGAAGUGCUUCGAUUUACUCAGAACAUGAUGAUACCGGUCAUACACUAUCCAAAUGAAGUUAUUAUCAAAGUUCACGCUGCAAGUGUGAAUCCUAUAGAUGUUAAUAUGAGAAGUGGUUAUGGGGCUACGGCUUUAAAUAUAAAACGUGAUCCUUUACAUAUUAAAACCAAAGGAGAAGAAUUUCCCCUGACUCUGGGUCGGGAUGUCUCUGGUGUGGUGAUGGAAUGUGGACUUGACGUGAGGUACUUCAAGCCAGGAGAUGAGGUCUGGGCUGCAGUUCCUCCCUGGAAACAAGGCACCCUGUCAGAGUUUGUUGUAGUCAGUGGGAAUGAGGUCUCUUUCAAGCCCAAAUCACUCACUCAUACUCAAGCUGCCUCUUUGCCGUAUGUGGCUCUCACAGCCUGGUCUGCUAUAAACAAGGUUGGCGGCCUGAAUGACAAGAAUUGCACAGGAAAACGUGUUUUAAUCUUGGGUGCUUCAGGUGGAGUUGGUACUUUUGCUAUACAGGUCAUGAAAGCAUGGGGUGCUCACGUGACAGCAGUUUGCUCUCAGGAUGCCAGUGAACUUGUAAGGAAGCUCGGGGCAGAUGAUGUAGUUGAUUACAAAUCCGGAAGUGUGGAAGAGCAGUUGAAGUCUUUAAAACCGUUUGAUUUCAUUCUUGAUAAUGUCGGUGGAUCCACUGAAACAUGGGCUUUAAAUUUUCUCAAGAAAUGGUCAGGAGCCACAUAUGUGACUCUGGUGACCCCUUUUCUCCUGAACAUGGACCGACUGGGCAUCGCAGACGGCAUGCUGCAGACAGGAGUCACCGUGGGUUCUAAGGCAUUGAAGCAUUUCUGGCAAGGAGUCCAUUAUCGCUGGGCCUUUUUCAUGGCCAGCGGCGUGUAUCUAGACGACAUCGCGAAACUGGUGGAUGAGGGAAAGGAAGAAGGAAGUGAGCUCUCAUUAAGUACCAUGGCCCAUAGUUUCACAUGCUCUUUCCUGUGACUGGAGCCCCAUGGUGAGAGCCGUCCCCACCCUCCAGCAGCACACUGUGCAGUCGUGCCCUUCCCGAUCUCGGCUCCAGGCUGUCCACGGGCUUACCAUGAGUCUCUUGUAUUCAAAAUAUUGGGACUCGCGCUCUCUCGACCUGGAAGUUCCUAUUUACGCAACAGAGAAGAGAGGAGACUUGUGUAUAUGUAACUAUUAAAUUCGGCAGAUAACUGGCAGAAUGGCUACAAGAGGACAAGGUGGAGAUAAAGAUGCCCUUGAUGUGUCCUCAGACGAGGGUGAGCGAGGGAAUAUUCUUUUGGCCUGGCCAGGGUUAUUUGGGCCCAGGAGUCCCCUCUGACAGUGAAGGACUCCGGAACUGUGGGAGCUGCUGUGUUUGGGUGCCGUGAGCAGGCGAGCUGUCUUCAUGUGCAUCCUGCCUCAUUGUGGGUGCGGGAAGGUGCUGUCCGCGCUGGGCAGCUAUAGCAGAUAACCAAGCACGUCAGCUUCUCUGGUGUGUGGCGCAUAGAGAUUGUUAAAUGGGAUGAGGACAUUGAGAUUCUUCUAAGCUUUGGCUGAGCACUUGGUGAGUAACGGGUACCUGAGAGAGGAGCUCUGGUUAUUUCUGGACAGUGUGAAGCCACGAACCGAAAGAACCUACUCUUCUGAAAUACUUUAAGGUUCAAAAUCAAAAAGGUAGGAAGAGUUAUUUCCUGAAAUCUUUCUUUGACUCCUGUCCCUCAGUCACGGAGCUUGUCUUGUCAGACACAAUCAUUGUUAACCAGUUUCUCGGGUAUUCCAGAGAUGGUCUUGGUAUCUAGAGGGCAGUGACAGAGAAUGACUUAUAAUUAUCACACUGAGUGGAGUGGCCUGCUACCAGAAUUGUGCCUUUUGCCUACAGUUAUUUUUGCAUUUUUCGUCCCUCGGCACAA